This is a messenger RNA of Portunus trituberculatus (swimming crab), 2262 nucleotides long. RefSeq names its product glutamate receptor 2-like. Lineage: Eukaryota; Metazoa; Arthropoda; Malacostraca; Decapoda; Portunidae. The coding region runs from base 1 to 2016 and encodes 671 amino acids. Gene Ontology annotation, cellular component: membrane. Gene Ontology annotation, molecular function: glutamate-gated receptor activity. The transcript has 13 exons. The record is from RefSeq and is a predicted model, not a curated record.
AUGCGGGCAGAGGACAGAAUGGAGGAGGUGGUGCGCUCGCUGUGUGAGGGAGGUAUCCAGGUCAGCUUGUCUGCUCUGCCGUCCUCCAUCGCCGGUUUCUCCGCCACCCCGCCAGUCGUAUCGCAUCGCGGAGGUGGCAGCGCACAACCAAGCCGUCCCCCCCAGGCAGCCUCCCUCAAAGGUGGAGCGUCCGCAGCGACCCGGCCCCCCCCAAAGGAGGAAGGGACGACUCAGGUUCCAACUAGAGACGGAGGCGAUAUGGCGAGCAACUACACAAAGACUACGAGAGACGAGGCAGCCAGGAUCCUGGAGAGUUUCAUGUUAUACACAUGGGGGGCGGUCAGUACAAGCUCCGGCGUGCUGGUAGCAGGGGAGGCGAGUUGGGUGACCCAGGUGGCAGUGUGGAUAAACCAGAAAACAUUACUGAGACAGGACCAAAUUUUGGUGCUUUAUCCUACACACGGCCGAGUAGAAAAGCAUUCCUUGGUGCCUCAUAUACGCCUUGCUGCCAAGGUGAUCUUACUGGAGCGGAAUGAAUUCCAGCCUGGUAACGGAAGUGUUGGUGGCGGCGGUGCAGAGCAUGACAAUGCGUCGCUGUCUUCCUGUUCGUUCUUCAUUGAACAAGCGACAUUACUGAACGGCGGAGUUUACACCUUUAGGACAGGUGGAUGCUGGCUUAGAAACCAUACGCUGUUCAUUAGUCAGCCUCUGCUACCGGAAACUCGGAGCUUGCGAGGCGCUCCUGUAGCCGUAGUCAUCAUUAAGAAUUUCUUCGAGGCGAUACGUGUGGGGCCCCGCAGAGCCUACCUGGUUGGCUACCUUGGGAAACUAAUCAACGCCCUGGCGAAAAUCCUUCACUUUCAUUACAACAUCCUCGAAGGCACCAGCUUCGGCGUCAAGUCCUCCAACGGCUCAUACGACGGCGUCAUUGGUCACAUCGAGCGGGAGGAGGGAGAAAUAGGUCUGGCCUCGCUCAGCAUCACACACGGGCGAUAUCAAGCCAUCGACUUCACCACGUGGCUCAGAUUCCAGCCCAGCCUUUUCGUGACGCGAGGACCCCGCUACCUUAAGGACCCAAUGGCUGUGUUCAGACCUUACUCGUGGCAGAUGUGGGUGAUGAUUAUCUUUUUCCUGGUGUUCGCUGCGAUGUGGACGUGGUUGCUGUGGAGGUGCGGGAUAGAUGGUGGCGACGGACGUUCACAUCGACUCGAGGUGGAUUCAGAGACAAUAGUUAGCACGGGGCCGUCGUUCAUGUCGGUCUUAGCGCUUGUGUUUAAGACCAUUGUAUAUCAGGGCUCCUCACUCCUGCCUCGGGGAUCCCCUGGGCGCGCGGCACACGUGAGCACUUGGCUGGUGGUAUUGGUGCUGGUAGGAGUGUUCAGCGGCAACCUCACCGCCUUUCUGUUCAGACCCGUCCUUAGCACACCGCCCACCACCAUCCACCAGCUCGUCACCCGCGACUGGACCAUCAGGCUGGAUAAGGCGUAUGGCAGCCACGAUCUCGUCAAGGAAACUAAGACUGAGGACUACCAGACGCUAUACAGGAGGGCAUCUCAGAGAGGAGGCAUCAUCGAGAACCGAGGUGCUACUACCAAGACCAAAACUAAACUGGAGGACAUCCUUAACACGGACAUCGCCGUCGUGAUGGGUGAGCCAGGAGCUUUUCACACCCUCAACGAGAACACGAAGGCGGAUGGUGGUUGCCUCCUCACCUAUGGGCGGGAGGCCAUUGGGCUGGAAUACGCCGCUCUAGCUGUACCGAAAAAAUCUUUUCUGAAGCCUCUUAUCGACAGGAAGCUGGUGUGGAUGCGCGAGAUGGGCACACUAGAGCGGUACUACCAGGGCUCCUUCGGCGUCACCUGCUACAGGGACAAAACCCAAUCCUCGGAGCCAUCGAGCCUCGUAUUAAUUCAGCUGCUGUGUUUAUUUUACUUCUGGAGUGCGGGACUGAGUUUGUCGUGUCUCAUGUUCACGGUCGAGGUGUUCCGCGGCAAGUUCAACCCUACCAGGACCUGACACCACACAGCUCGCCCCCCCGCAACUACGCCUUCCAGUGACUGACUGUCUGGCCUCACCACGCAGGCACGCACACCACCACAAGUGAACUAUCCAGCAGCACGCCCUCCCAUACCUUGUGUCUCUCAAUAAAUUCCCUCUCCCUGUUUCAAAACACUGCUGUAUGAACAUAAAAAAAAAAACUAUGGUAAAUACUAAUACAGAUAUAUAAAUAAAAUUGAAAUAAACAUUAUGUAGAGAAAAUAA